Messenger RNA from Cotesia congregata, 918 nucleotides. The record is from the annotation of a GenBank genome assembly. Lineage: Eukaryota; Metazoa; Arthropoda; Insecta; Hymenoptera; Braconidae.
UAUAAUCAUGAAACUUGGUUGAAUCACGAUGAACCACCUAAGUAUGCGACGUUACGAUCGGCAGCAGAACUGGCUGAACCAACUUCAGAGUCUUCAUCUGAAUAUUAUGAUCAGCAACAUCAAUCUACCAGUCCUUUGUCACCACUGCAAAAUGUAUCUCGUGUUCAAUCCCGUACGAAAAGUUUAUCAAUGUGUUUCACAAGUACUGGAGCUGCGCUCUCCCUUCCACCUAAAAAAAAGGAUAUCUAUCGUCCUUACAGCUUGCAAACGAAUAUGGAGGUUCUACGAACUUCUCCUGAAGAGGAGCUAUCAGCUGCACAAGCAAUUUUGGAUUUGAGUGCAUCACCGAUAACAGCAAGUAAUUCAGUAUUUUUACAUAGUCUCUCACUGCCACCGGCAUCUUCUAAUUCAUCAAUCCAAUCGAAUACGUCACCUUCUGAACCAACACCAAUUCCAGUUUCCGUACAAUUACCCGUCCCAUCACAUAAUGUUUCCAAUAAACAAGAUCGCAAUUCAGAUUCUCUACCUUCUGAUAACGAUAAACUAUAUCCAAAUAAUAUUGUUAAUAACAACAAUUUGAGAAAUAAUAAAACUGUUGCUUAUACAUAUGAAGCUUUUUUCGUAUCAGAUGGAAGAUCUAAGCGGCGUUCCAAUAGUGUGACAGUACCAGAAAAAGAAACGAUUCAAUCAGAUAAACCUAAAUUUACUUGCACAGAAUGUGGUAAGCAAUAUGCUACAUCGUCUAAUCUCUCCCGACAUAAGCAAACACAUCGAAGUCUUGAUUCUCAAUCAGCGAAGAAGUGUAUUCAUUGUGGCAAAGCUUACUCAGCUUGCUUAAGAGAUGAAGAAAUGCAUGUAUACUCAUCAGAUCAAAUUCUUUGUGAUGAAGAACGAUCUCCACAACUAAACCGAGGCUUA